AUGUUGUUCUAUAGAUUCAAUUUGUUUUUACUGAUAAUCCUGCAUUUCUAUGAAGUCCAGGCCAAACGGGCGGUUUUUUCCUUAGCCAUUGAUAGCCUAAACUGUGAAGUCUGUUGCGAUUGGCUGAAACAAUAUCAUUGUCAGGUGAACAAUGUGAUUAACAGCACCUUUGCCUUUGAUUUCCUGGUGGCGCUUAAUCGUGAAAUGCCCUGGAAUACCGAAGUAAACAUCCUCUUCGAUGUACGACCCGUUGGCGGAGCUAAGGUGGUGAGAUUUCUCAAUUUAAAGUUAAAAGUUUGUGAUGCCCUGGCCAAUAUGAAAACAAAUCCUUUGGUAAUGGUAUUCCAACGGAAAUUGAUACUACACAGUAAUCUGCCAAUGGCGUGCCCUAUAAUGGAGAAUGUCCUGUACAACAUAUCCCAGCUGACAAUCAACGAGGAGAUUAUACCCAGCUAUGCACCCAACAUGGAUUUCAAUGUAACUCUGGCAUUUUAUCAACGGCAGAUAUAUUUGGGACGUGUAUUUUGCCAGGGUUCAAUUAAACGAGGGGCCUAA
Messenger RNA from Musca domestica (house fly), 555 nucleotides. RefSeq lists its product as uncharacterized. Bases 1 to 555 code for a protein of 184 amino acids. The record is from RefSeq and is a predicted model, not a curated record. Lineage: Eukaryota; Metazoa; Arthropoda; Insecta; Diptera; Muscidae. The transcript is spliced from 3 exons.